GUGCUUGUUGGCACUUAACUCCGACCCAUCCCCCAGCCUUCUCUAUAGGGGCCCCGAACAGCAACUGCCUGAGAUAAGGGAGGGGCAAAGCGAAUUAGAGGGCGUGUGCUGAGUGAAUUUCUUUUUUUAUUGGAGACAGAGUACAGACGACAGAGUGCAGACUGCAGAGCCCACGGUGAGCCAGACAAACCAGAGAAACCCUCAGAGAAACAAAAGACCAUUCCAGAGAGGAAGGCAGAGAAGAGAUAGAAAUAAACUGUAUUAUUAACCAACCAACGAAAGCAAGAAAAUUCAAGGGAAAAACAACCACACGUUUUUUUCAACUUUUCCUGCAAGAGAGUGCUAACCUUUUUUCUUCUUCUUCUGAGAAAAAAGCCAGGAUCCAGGAGCAUGGACCCCAGCAAGUCUCCCAGUGCCCCUUCUGCCGAUUGGGGCACUGACAAAUCGGCCAUGUCUCAUACUUCUCCCCCGCCGUACCAGGAGUACCCUCAGUACCCUGCAGCCGGCUAUCCGCCCCCGGGGCAGCCCAUGGCGGGGGGCUAUGCCCCGGCGCCGCAGUUUGGAGGGGCUCCGUACCCGCCCCAGCCGGGGCAGCAGUACCCCCCGGGCCCCGGCCAGUACCCACAGGGGCCCCAGCCCAUGGUCACUGUCCAGCCCACGGUGUACGUGGCGCAGACCCCGCUGGUGCAUCCCAAGCCGGAUUACCUGGGCUACUCUAUCUUCACCAUGCUGUGCUGCUGCCUACCGCUGGGACUCGCCGCGCUCAUCUACUCCAUCAAAACUCGAGAUGCCAAUAACCAGGGCCUGCAGCAGAAGGCAGACGGCAGCUCCCGCACGGCACGCAACCUCAACCACGCCGCGCUGGGAAUCGGCAUCGCCAUCAUCAUCCUCUACAUCGUCUACACAGCCGUGAUUGCCAGCCGGCACUGAUCUCCCCAACGCCCCCAGCCGGCUGCGGCCACGCCCCUUUUUUUCUAUCACUCAAAGAGUCAUCUCAUACUGCUAUAUGUUUCCUUUUUAACCACCUUCUCUUUACGGAAGAAUGUAGUUCUGUAGGCCCCACUUUAAAAAAAGCUUAGUUUUUCAAUUAAGCAGAUUUGAAGCAGUUCUUCGUCGAUGAAGCAUAUUUUGUUGCCUGUAAGAGAUUGUUCAAACAUCUUAUUUUGCAAUAAAAUCCUUUGGUGGAUAAAAUCAUUUUAUAAUGUUUAUAACAAUUCAUUGAAGGGUAGUAUGUGUGACCAAGAUAGUAUAUCAUUAAAACCCAUUUUAUACCCAAGUAUAAAAAAAUAAAAAAUAAAAAGCCAGACCUGUUGACACAGCUUAGGUUAGAAAUCUCAGACAAGUAUUGGAGGGCUUUCUUCUUCUCCAAAAUAAAUAGGUUUAGAAUGCCUUAAGUACAUUUGCCAAGAAUUUUGAUACCACAGCUCAAUUUAAUAUUUACCCAAUUUUCUACAAGUGUUUCAGCUUCCCCAGGUUACCCAAAGAUUUUUUAAACCAUUUUACAUUUCCAUAAGUGCUUUUAAGAGAAUAUGUUUUCAGCUAUCUUCAUUUAACAAAUGAUCAAUAUGUAUAUUGUCUACAAUAAACUGCCUAAAAUGGAUGUCAGGAAAGGGUGAGUUCUCUGCAGUGUUGUGUUCUAUGUUGAGUAUUAAAUAGGAAUAUUUUGCAGAUGUUGCACCAUUCUCCAGCAUGCCUCUGUGUACUCUCCCAAACCUUGACAUUUAGAGCCAGUGACUGAAUUCUCAAAUGUAUCCCUUUAUCUCAAAUUUUUAAGUCAAUAAUGGAAUAAUGAUAACAUUUACAAAAUGUAGGGAACUUCAAAUUAUGGUAUUUUAAGUUGGAAAUUGAAUUUGGGCCAUAGGCGGCAUAUGUCAAAUAUUUCAAUGAAAAUAUAAUGUACACAAAGUGGUUUUAAAACCUUUUCGCCAGUUUCCACAUAAAAAGCUGAGUAGACAUGUAUUUUAACAAAUACAAUUCAUUUUAACCACAUGCAUAAUUUGUUUCCUUACAUUUUAAGAUGUAUAAAUAUUGUAUAUGGUAAAUAUAUAUUUUAUUUUGAGUAUUAUUUCAGAUCAUCUGCUCCUAAUCACUUACUUGCCAAUUCCCUCUGUAGAACUGUAGACUGUCAAAAUAUAUAUGCUGUUUAAUGUAUGUGUGUUCUGUAAAGGUCUAAAAAAAGUAUCUCUGUCAUGUAUCAAAUAAUGAUAUGUUAACUGUCUUUAAAAAAAUAAAGUACUCCAUGGAUAAACAUAA
Molecule: messenger RNA, 2253 nt
Organism: Conger conger (European conger)
Lineage: Eukaryota; Metazoa; Chordata; Actinopteri; Anguilliformes; Congridae
Product: calcium-binding protein P-like
Exons: 2
Coding region: 391-930 (179 amino acids)
Cellular component (GO): membrane
Source: RefSeq, a predicted model, not a curated record